Molecule: messenger RNA, 375 nt
Organism: Dentiscutata erythropus
Lineage: Eukaryota; Fungi; Glomeromycota; Glomeromycetes; Diversisporales; Gigasporaceae
Source: the annotation of a GenBank genome assembly
AUGGGAAGACUAAGAAGAUCAAGAACUCAUAAAGGUAUUAGGGAUCAAUAUAGAAAACAGCGAACAAGGAAUUAUACCAAAGAUUUAGAUCAAAUUCAUAAAGAUUUGAAAGACUUGAAAGAGUUAGAUGAGCAAAUGGUACAAAACCAAGAAUCGGAUCCAGAUUUGCCAGGAUUUGGAAAAUAUCCUUGCAAAACACUAGGUAAACGAUGUUUUAUUUAUAAUCUUCAAAUGGUUAGACGUUAUUUCAUAAAUCAAAAGGCCCUUGAUGAACAUAAUCGCGAAGUUCCUUAUACACAAUCUGAAGCCGAAGCAGCCGUUGGUUAUUCUACAGAACAUUCAAGAAUUAAAGUAAUGAAAGAUAUUAGUUAUUAA